Lolium perenne is the source of this 1448-nucleotide messenger RNA. The record is from RefSeq and is a predicted model, not a curated record. NCBI's taxonomy places the organism in Eukaryota, Viridiplantae, Streptophyta, Magnoliopsida, Poales, Poaceae.
GUCAUUUUAUCUGUCACUGUUGGUAUCUUAUUGAACAGAGUGAGAAUGCUCCUAACUAAAUACAUUGAUAAGUAAUAUGUAAUGCAAAUAUCUAGAGUAUAAUCAUACUGUUCAGAGUACAAGACAGGCCCCACAAGAAAUAAUACAGAAGGAAAAUGCUUCGUAUCAUCCGGAGGCUCAGCGCGUUCCAGCCUCCGGCUUCACCGCACGCCACGCGUCCGUACAAAGCUCACAGCAGAACCGCACAAGCAAAGAACCACCGUCGGGGAGCUCAGCUCCAGGAACCACCGUCGGCCCCUCGUCCCCUCCUCCUCCGCCGACUCCCCAUGAACCUCCUACCUUCCCCUCCCGUGCUCCUCCUACCGCCCUCACCUGCUCGCGCGGCUUCCGACGAGCUCAACUGCGCUGUCGGCCGCCGAUGAGGAUGCCGUUGCCAAGGAGUCGUGGGAAGCUGUGCCACGCGGUGCUGCAAGACCACGCCGCCGGUGCUGCUACAGCAGGCCAACGCUUCUUUUUGAGCGGCAGUCAUACUUGCUGCACAGGGUGGCGGUGCCACGGCGGCGGAGCUGCAAAGGCCCGCCGACGGAGCUGCAAAGGCCCGCCGGUGGAGCUGCAAAGAGCCGCCACCGGUGCUGCAAAGGCCCACCGCUGGAGCUGCAAAGGACCACCGGUGGAGCUGCAAAGGGCGGCGGCGGAGCUGCAAAGGGCCGCCGGCGGAGCUGCAAAUCCCCACUGCAUGUGCUGCAAAGGGUCGGCGGCGGAGCUGCGAAGGCCAAUGGUGGAUGCUGCAAAGGCCCGCAGCCGGAGCUGCAAAGGCCAUGCGCGGCUGCUACCAGCGAGGGGCAACGGUGCUGCAAGCGCGAGCGGCGGUGCGACCAGCCGUGGCAGUGGUGCUGCCGGCGGUGCGACCAGCCGUGGCAGUGGUGCUGCCGGCGGUGCUGCCAUAGGAGGAGGAGGGCGCUUCCAUCUGUGGGAGGCGGUGCUACGAGGAGGAAGCGCAUAUGCUGCAAGGAGAGGCGGCGAUGCGUCCCACCGGAGUUCACGCGUCGCCGGCGAGAUCCCUCGGCGUACUUGUUUCUAGGUGUGCUGGGAGGAUGGUGGGCCAAGCGGUGCGACUCUGCGUGAUGUUUUUGUUUUGGUUUUUUCACUUUUUUUCCUCCGUGGAGAACAGAAGAGGUGCACGUGGGGUGGUGGUCCUGGAGGGACACGUGUCGGACGGGGGACUCGGAGGUUCGGGAGGAAAUAAUCCUCCGGAGGAUCCUCAGCACUGUCCAAUACAGAAAUAUGAUGCCCAACACAGUCUUGUUAAGUUGGUGCUACGUUUAUUCUUUAUCCAAUGUUUGAUAACAAAUAGAUAUAUGAUUGUGAGGUAAGAUAUAUGCUGAUUUUAUCUAAGAAAGGUAAUAUUUUAUGUGUUUGACAGAUAGAUUAACAUAAUCUUCUGUCUG